CACGUCAUCAUAAAGCGACACCAUUUAGACGCACGAUACUCUUUGAGGCAUGUGUGUUACUAAAUAAUAUACAGACAGCGGUCUUUGUGUAUCUGAGGAUUAUAUUAGUUCAGCUUCACUUUAGAAUGAGCUGUGCUACGUGAGAAGAGCUUAAGGGUUUUAGAUUGCGCUGUUUUAAAGUAAGACAGAAGUCUGACAGUUUUCUGGCAGGCUGGACUGAGAAGCUAAAGACUGUCUUGACUGUUAGCUGUCUUCUCAGAAAUGUGUCAGGUGGAUGAAGAAUACCACGAUCAGCUGGAGCGGACUGAUGUUCUCAGUGCGUCUCAGAAAUGUGUCAGAUGCAAAGAGGCGUCUGCAGCUGUGGUCAUCAGAGCAGGAGAUGCAUACUGCAGGGGCUGUUUCAAAGAGUAUUUCAUUCACAAGUUCAGAGCCAUGCUGGGCAAAAACAGAAUCAUUUUCCCUGGAGAGAAGGUGCUGCUGGCUGUAUCUGGAGGUCCUUCUUCCUGUUCCAUGCUCAGUCAAGUCCAAGAGGGUUUAAGCCAGAAGGCUCACAAGAAGUUGAGAUUCUUUCCUGGCAUUGUCUACAUUGAUGAGGGUGGUGCUAUAGGUCAGUCUACAGAGGAGAGACAGAGGACGGUGUCUGAGUUGGAGGUGGUGUUCAAAGCUACCGGUUUCCCCUUCCACAUCCUGCCUCUUGAGCAGGUUCUGGAUCUUCCCAGUUCUGUUGUGGUGAUGGCCCUACCACCUUUAGAGCAACCACCCAGUGCCUACAAAGCAGCUGUCGAUCGCUUCAAUCAGACCUGCGGCAGCGACUGCUUGACGCCACCAGAGAAGCAGAAGAAGUCACUACCUGAUGUUCAUGAGUCCCACACUCAGUUACUGCAGCAGCUGAUUGGCUCUGCUAAGACACUGACAGCCAGAGAAGACCUGUUAAACACAUUAAGGCAGCAUCUGCUGGUAUACACAGCUCGUACUGAAGGCUACAGUAAACUGAUGCUGGGAGACAAUUGCACCAGACUGGCUAUAAAGCUGCUUACCAGUAUAUCGCUGGGCAGAGGAGCACAGCUAGCUCAGGACACGGGUUUCUCCGAUUCUAGAUAUGGUGACAUAAUAGCAGUGAGGCCAAUGAGGGACUACUCGGCUAAAGAAAUAGCUCACUACAACCACAUGUUUGACGUGCCCUCUGUUCUCAUUCCAAGCCUGGAGACGAAGACAUCUGAAAAGGCCAGUAUCCGGGGUCUGACAGAGAGUUUUGUCACUAAGCUCCAGACAGACUUCCCCUCUACUGUCAGUACCAUCUACAGGACCAGUGAGAAGCUGCAGACAGUGUGCAGGAGCUCCUCUACAGAUGACCAUAGUGACAGAUGUCUGCUGUGUCUGUGUGUCCUGGAUACUGCUGUUGAGAAGGCCUCAGCCUUUCAGGCCACACUGAUCUCAGAGCAGGUCUCCCAGACUCUAUCUCUUGGACCUGGGAUUCCAAGACAAAACUCAGGUCCAGAAAGGCCAGCAUCAGCAGCUUCAGCUGGACAGUGCCGUUCCUUAUCAGGAGGAGAGGAUUGUGGAAGAGCAACAAGUGGUGGAAGUUGCUGUUCCUCUGCUAAGGAGACAAUUAAUCUGAAGAGCCUGUUGUGUUACAGCUGUCGGCUGACCAUCAGAGACAUGUCAUCAGUGGACCAUCUCCCACUCUACAUUAUGUCUGAGGCUCAGAGGAGGCAAAGGAGGUCUCAGAUGAGAGAUGAGAUCAGUGAGUUCCUGCUGAAUGAUGAAGUUUGAUUGAUCAAACUGAAGUCAAGGGUGAGGCUGAGGUGGAGUCAACAUGGAAGAUCACCAGUAUGUUACAGAGCCAAACAUUUUCAGCCUGAAACAGCCUGUAUUCUAA
Messenger RNA from Amphiprion ocellaris (clown anemonefish), 1879 nucleotides. RefSeq names its product cytosolic thiouridylase subunit 2 homolog (S. pombe) (gene ctu2). NCBI's taxonomy places the organism in Eukaryota, Metazoa, Chordata, Actinopteri, Pomacentridae. Gene Ontology annotation, biological process: tRNA wobble position uridine thiolation. Gene Ontology annotation, molecular function: sulfurtransferase activity; tRNA binding. Bases 262 to 1773 code for a protein of 503 amino acids. The transcript has 17 exons. The record is from RefSeq and is a predicted model, not a curated record. Gene Ontology annotation, cellular component: cytosol.